AUGGCUGCCGACGGGGCACGACCACAGGAGAGCACAGGCAAAGAGGGUCAAUUUCAAUCGAGCAAACGGGAGAUCAUCCAGAUCCAAAUUGGCAAGGCCGGCAAUGCCAUUGGUAACUGCUUUUGGCGCGAACUCUGUGAUGAGCACAUGAUUGUAACUAACAAUGACCAGCUCCGAGGCUGUUUAGAAGAUGGCGAGCCAGGGGGACAUGGCUACCUGGACGUGUUCUUCAAUGAGGGCCGAAAACGGAGCCACGGCACGCGCCACGUGCCGCGCGCGAUUCUCAUGGACACCAACAUGGGCGACUUAGCCACGGUGGCGCAAGACCCCAGGAUCGGUGAUUUGUAUCGGCCCGAGAACAUCAUCGGAAACGAUGAAAGCUCGGGGAAUUGCUAUGCCAAGGCCUUUCACACCGAAGGUCCUGACCUGGCUGAUAGAUGCUUGGAGAUGGUUCGCAAGGAGGUCGAAAAGUGCAAUUGCCUGCAGGGCGUGCAAUUCACCCAUAGUGCCUCCGGAGGAACGGGUACUGGCCUGACAGGUCUUGUGUUGAAGACUUUGCGGGACUACUUGGACAGGCAAAGCAAGUGUGUCAUGCAAUCCUUUGUCUUGGCGCCAGCCCCGGGUAUUUCGGAUGUGGUGCUAGAGCCCUACAAUUCGGCACUCUGCUUUCAAGAUUUGUUGGAGUACACCGACCAAGUCUUUCUCUUUGACAACAAGGCCCUCAGUGAGAUUUGUCAAAAGGCCUUGGAGCAGGACAUGCCCAAAAUGGCUGACCUGAAUCGCGUGGUGGCUCUUUGCAUGUCUGGCAUUACCAGUUGCUUGAGGUACACGGGGCCUUUAAAUGCAGAUCUCCGGAAGUUGCAGACCAAUCUGGUGCCCUUUAAGAAUGCCCACUUCUUGAUCAGUGGCCUCGCACCCUUGACGGCGAAGACCUCCGAGAAAUAUCGCAAGAGCACCGUCUUGGACUUGGCGCAGCAGAUGUUCUCCAAGGAUAAUGUCACGGUGAAGUGCGAUCCUUUGAAUCCAGGUGACGAGUAUCAUGGCAUCUUGAAGGCCCGGUUCUUGGCCUCCUGGGCGUCGUGGCGAGGGGACUACCAGACCAAGGAGGUGGAUAAGGUCCUCCAUGAUUUCCAAAAGGAUGGAAGUCGCUUUGACAAGUUCUUCCCCGAUUGGAUCCCCAACUCAAUUGCCUCGAACAUUUGUGAUGGUGGUGGUGGCUACAACAAACCAGUCAUUCGAGAUCGAGCUGUUGAGAAUGACGAGCAGCUGACCAUUGCUGAGGAACUGAAGAAGUUGUGGGAAGGGAGGAACUCGGAGUGUCAGGCAUUUCCCCACAGCCCAUGGCAAUCCAUGGCACCAGUCUUGAAAUUCAUUGCUGUUGCAACUGAGACCUGGUCCCUUGCCACGCUGCGGAUUGUCGACUACAAAGUCUUGGAGUUGGUGAAGAACUCAGCUGGGACACUGGCGGUGGCCAACAUGAAGGACGGCUCAGCGACCUCGGUGGUGGGUCCUCUGUUCCGAGCGGCCACCUCACGGUUGAUGGCCUGCAUGCCGGGUGCCGGCUUUCGUAGUCUGGCCACCGCCGCCUGGGCCUUUGCAACGGCACGGCAGGCCAGUCAGCGACUGUUCCGCGCGAUUGCCAAAGAAGUGCAGACGUGCUUGCCCACAGCAAACAGCCAGGAGCCGGGCGGCCGCGCCCUGUCGCCUUGGCGACCGAGGGGUCGGGGCGUCCUGGGCCAGGAGCCGGCUCUUGAGCUCAUCCGAGGAAAGAAGGGCAUCAGUCCCCCAGAAUCGGCCCUGGCGUGCCGUACCGCUGGGAAUCUGGGACCAGCUCGCCAGGAGUGCGUGCUUCGACUUCAGGACUUCAAGAUGCAGGAGCUGUCAAACACCUUCUGGGGCUUCGCAAGCAAUGACUUCUACGACGAGGCAUUCUUCCACAAGGCACUGAUCCUUGCACAAGGGGGUCGGAACGUCUACGCCGUUCGGUUCCAGCAGCGCUGUGCUGUCCCCAUGGUCUACCCCGCUGUGUCGGGAGAUUUGACAGCAAAGACCAACGGGAGAGAAGCCAAGCCUCCAUUGUUGGUGCAAGGAAUGCAGCUGCAGCCGCAGCACGUGGCGAACAUCCUUUGGGCGCAGGCAGCGCUGCACAUGAUCCCAAGGUGUUUGGCCUUCUUGACCUCCUUUAAACCGCAGGAGGCUCUCGAGCGUGGAGUGGCCUCGACGGCGCACGCCGUGGCGAAAAUCUUCUCCUCGGAGGCGGCGCCGUUCAGCCUCGCGCUGAGUGAGGAAGUUUGUGAGGAAGAUCAAAAUAGUUUGCUACAGGCUUCGAAGGAAGCCACUCACUUCCGGGGCACGCCGAACGAAACUCUGCGAGCGCUACCCGCAUUGCUCGCAAGAGGAGAUGUAUUUCCCUAUGAAAUGAUGACUUGCCCAGGCGAACAAGCGUUGACGACCAGACAAAUGCUUUCGAGUGAUUAUGAUGCAGUGAUUGCCAAAGUACAGGGCCUCUACAAUGGCUUGUCCAAGAAAUGCGAUGGAGACGUUUGCCCUCAGGCCGACUGGGCGGGCUGCGUGCUGCGCAUUGCUGGGCACGAUUUCAUGGACUACGUCAAAAAGGAUGGCCGCGGGGGCUCGGAUGGUUGCCUGGAUCUGAGCGACCCGGACAAUGCUGGCUUGGCCGAUUGCAUGUAUCAGGGUGCCGAUCAUGGUGUUUCCAUUGCAGAUGCGUACGUCGACUUCUGUGAGAAGGUCUCACUGGCUGACUUUGUGGUGAUGGCAGCGAAUGCGGUCAUCAAAUCCACGCGAGAGGAGGUGCUGAAAAAGUAUCCAACGCGAAAGCCCUUCGACUUGAAGAGCGUCUUCCGGUACGGCCGUACGACCCUGAAAAGGUGCUCAUGGGCAGUUGGAAGGCUGCCAAAUCCGGAGAACAGCUGCGCUGAUGUCAAGAAGGUCUUUGUGAACCACAUGGGCCUCUCCUGGAAAGAGGCGGCAGCUCUCAUGGGCGUGCACACCUUGGGUCGUGGCCACAAAGGGAAUUCCGGCUACGACGGCUGGUGGAGUGACUCGAAGAACAGCCGCAUGUUCAACAACGACUACUUUGUGAGCUUGGGUGCUAAAGGCUGGGGCCCAGACAAGAAAGUGGGCGGCAACGCGAUGAAGAACCAAUGGGUCCGAGUCGACAAAGGACUCAAGAAGGAGGAACGCACAGGGAAAGAGAUGAUGCUGAACACUGACAUGUGCUUGGUGUGGACAAACGAUGGCUCGGGAAAGGUGGACAUGAAUGCCAAGACAGCCCCCAAGUACGGCUGCAAUUGCGCCUGGAUCGGACCGCUAGAAGCCCCGAAUGGGUGGAAGAAGUACAAUGAUGGCGAGUUCUGCGGUUCAAAGAAUGUUCCGGACGACUUCAACGAAGGAUGGCCAAAGCAGCGAAACAAUUGCUGCGGGGUGAUGCAGAGUGGUGGCGACGGUGUCGAUUGUGGAGAUCCUCGCUAUCCGAAGGGCCCGGCUUGGAACUACGUGAAGGCGUUUAUGUUGAACGAAGACACCUGGCUGUCUGCCUUCAGCGCAAGCUGGAAGGUGGCCACGGAGAAUGGCUUUCAAGGAUUGAAGCGCCUCCGUUGA
Durusdinium trenchii is the source of this 3621-nucleotide messenger RNA. The record is from the annotation of a GenBank genome assembly. NCBI's taxonomy places the organism in Eukaryota, Dinophyceae, Suessiales, Symbiodiniaceae.